AGGAAAGAAAAACAAAAUAAAGUUAUCAUAUUCAUGCCUGUAUAAGUAGUAGCAUAUGCAGCCGCUUAUUCACUCACAUCUUUUCUUCUCUGUUUUGUACUUGCUUUUCUUUCCAAGCUAUCUAUCAGCUCUGCACACCACACAGGUUGCCAAGGACAUGGAAGACAUAAAGGCUUAUCAUCCUAGCCAUCCGGAGCAUCAACUCGUGCUGCGAAGCUUCAACAAGCCCUACGAUUGUGACGGAUGCAGAGAGCGAGGAUUCGGAUCAAGAUACAGAUGUGAAUCAAACGACUGUGACUACGUUCUCCAUGAGAGCUGCAUGUUCAAUUCCCAAACAGCAACUCAUGAUUUCUACCCGGACUCCACCUUUAAGUUCUCGUAUAAACCAAGGAGCUGCGGAACAUGGUGCAAUGCAUGUGAAAAUAACAUAAAUGGCUUUGUUUAUUACUGUGAAGACAAGGAUUUGGACUUGCAUCCAUGCUGUCUUAAUCUCAAGAACAAAAUGGUGAUUGAUGGUACGAAAUUUAAGUUAACUGAGAAGAAGCGAAAAUCCAAGGGAAAAUCCACUGGGGGUUGGUCUUAUGAAUCGAAGUGCAACAAGUACCAGUUCCAUGUUCACCGUAUCACAGAAAUGAUUUAUGAAAGUUGGAAAAUUGGAAAUUGUAAAGAUGAGAAUAGCUCAUUGUCAUUGAAGAAUCCUGAGCUUCGUCUUCGACGUAGCUCAGACAGGGGUAGCUCAAGAGGGGGGAAAUACUGGAAGGUUGCGAAAAUCUUUCUGACAGCAGUGGUGGCCAUUCUUCUGGGAGAUCCGACUGUUGUUCUGACCACAACUUUGUUCAACUUAAUCACCUAGUUAAUAGCAAUUAACAAGUCUGUUAAUUGCGGACUUGUAGGAGAAUAACAGAUGUGAUCCUUCUGCAUCUACACUUUAGUACAGAAUUGGACUUUUAUAUUUCUUUCUUCUUAGCCCUAAGGUGAUUCAGAGUAAGCAAUGUAAUUAUAAUCUACUUGAGAAUAUCAGAAGUGUAAGAGUUGAAAUUCGGGACCUCUGCACACUGAAUUCCUUCGUCAUUU
Messenger RNA from Daucus carota subsp. sativus, 1074 nucleotides. RefSeq lists its product as uncharacterized. NCBI's taxonomy places the organism in Eukaryota, Viridiplantae, Streptophyta, Magnoliopsida, Apiales, Apiaceae. Bases 56 to 853 code for a protein of 265 amino acids. The transcript has 2 exons. The record is from RefSeq and is a predicted model, not a curated record.